Protopolystoma xenopodis is the source of this 570-nucleotide messenger RNA. NCBI's taxonomy places the organism in Eukaryota, Metazoa, Platyhelminthes, Monogenea, Polystomatidea, Polystomatidae. The record is from the annotation of a GenBank genome assembly.
AUGGGUGCCUACAAAUUCAUGCAAGAGUUGUACCGUCAUAAGCAGUCUGAUGUUAUGCGUUAUAUAUUGAGAUUACGGAAUUGGGAAUUUAGGCAGUCCAACAAGAUAGUCCGCGUGAGCCGCCCGACUAGACCAGACAAGGCGCGGCGACUUGGCUAUAAAGCAAAACAAGGUUUUGUCAUUUAUCGAGCUAGAGUGAGGCGAGGUAACCGUAAGCGGCCUGUCCCGAAGGGCGCCACUUAUGGUAAGCCUACCAACGAAGGUGAUCGUGUCGGACGAAAAUGUGGCUCUUUACGCGUCCUCAACUCCUAUUGGGUCGGUGAGGAUUCUACUUUCAAGUUCUUUGAAGUCAUCUGCAUUGACCCCUUCCAUAAGGCUAUUCGCCGUGAUCCGCACGUCAAUUGGAUCUGUCAGGCGCGUCAAAAACACAGGGAAAUGCGGGGCUUGACAUCCGCAUCCAAAAAAUCCCGCGGACUUGGAAAGGGCCACAAAUAUCAUCAGACAAUUGGAGGUUCUCGUCAUGCCUGUUGGCGGCGUAAUAAUGCUGUUCAAAUGCACAGAAAGCGUUAA